AUGACGACUAAGACCAUCCAUGGGAACUCGCAAUUCCAAAAGCCCUCCUCUCUACGCUGGACAUGGGAGUCACCUAGUGGAGGAGAGAGAAAUCCCAGGACUACCAUCAACUGGGAUCUCUUCGCUAUGCUAGCCGGCUUUUGGGAAGAUUCCGCAAUGGACAACAUCGACGAGGAAUAUAACCGGGGCGGAGAAAAGCAUCCGCCAUGCCCGUCGAGACUUCACCAGUCGCAAGACGAGGAUGACUGCUCCAGAGGUUCUCCUGUCCGGUCUCGACAGAAUAAGACCAGAACACCUGAACAGCCUUCCGCCAGUACUCAUCAACACCCUGGCGAGGCUCUUUCACGUUACCUGUCGGAAUGCAAGGUUCCUAAAAAGCGGAAGACCAGCAAGACCGUGUUGUUGUAA
Messenger RNA from Necator americanus (New World hookworm), 408 nucleotides. RefSeq lists its product as uncharacterized. The transcript has 3 exons. The record is from RefSeq and is a predicted model, not a curated record. NCBI's taxonomy places the organism in Eukaryota, Metazoa, Nematoda, Chromadorea, Rhabditida, Ancylostomatidae. Bases 1 to 408 code for a protein of 135 amino acids.